Messenger RNA from Symbiodinium necroappetens, 2166 nucleotides. NCBI's taxonomy places the organism in Eukaryota, Dinophyceae, Suessiales, Symbiodiniaceae. The record is from the annotation of a GenBank genome assembly.
AUGGCGGCAGCAUGGCUGUACCCAGGGCCACGUGUCCUUCUGCUCCUCGUCGGCGCUGCAAGCGCCGCAGGGCAUGAAGAGGCCGGCACUGCCGCUGAACCCAUCCAGCUCUACGUGGACGGCCUGCCGAAAAAGACUUCCAGCGACCCAUCCUGCAAAGCUCACCCAGGAUGCGAACAUCUAGCAGGAAACUGCUGUCCUACCUGGGACGGGUUGAACCUGGGCUGCUGCUUCAGUUGGCACUCCCCAUUGCCAACUCCUCCAAACUACGUCGAUGUGGCAGACUCUUCUGUUCCCGGCCCGGGUGGGCCUUACAGGCAGGCCAUCAUGCGCGACCCGUUCUCCGGUGUGCUGGAAGCAGAGACCAUGCAGCCCAUCUACUUGCUACCGGUGACCAACGGCCUGAAGCAGAUUGUGGUCUUCUUCGUCUUCGGCUUUGACCUGAAAUUCAAGCCGAACUCGGGGACAUGGAAGAAGAAGUUGAUAAAGUGGCUGGCAAGCAGUCUGUUUCGAGUGAUUUUCAUUGGGCUUGCGGCCAACGCCUUCCGCCUUGAUGUGCAGAAGUUCUUGACGAGGAACAAAGCGGAGAGCUCGCGAUACAACGAGGUCAUGAUCGCCAUGGCGGUCUGGUGCAUUUCCCCAAACUUCACCAUGGGCUUGGGCAUUUGGAAUCAACUCCGGCUGCAGAGCCCGGGUGCUGUCUUCCGGGAUGACAUCGCAGAGUCUCGGUACUAUCAACUUUGGACGCCUCACAUCUACAGAGACGUGCGCUUUCCAUUUUGCCCUGGAGGGGCCCGUUGGCUGACUAUCGCGAAGCAGGUCUACGCACUUGUGCUGCUGCCGUACGUGAUACCCGUAAUGUUCCUGGAGGUGCUGAUGUCCGUCCUCUUCUGCUACUGGAUUGUCUUCAAGUCGAGGCUGUUUUGCCUCGUCAAGUGCAUCCAGGUGCACAUGAUCACUUUGGGUUGUUGUCUGAUCUGGCUGCUGACCGCUGGCCACUAUGGUGCCGAAAAGAUCCACAAAUACUGGACCACCCUUUGGCCCUUUGUGUACAUGUACUUGGUCUACAUCUUCGCCUCUUUUGUGGUGCCAGUCCUGAUGGCCGCUUUCUAUGGCAUCCUAAUCGGCUCACACUGGUUCCAGAUUUGGAAGGGCAUCGGCUUGUUUCAGGAGUCGAAGCGCAAAACCUAUGGUCUCCUCCACAAGGGGGCGCGCAGAGCCCUGAACAUCGCGCCUGAGUCGGGCAGUGAGACGUCGGAUGGCGAGGAGGCGCCGAGUUAUAUUGAGGAGUGGUAUUACUUCAUCAUGCCGCAUCGGGAGCUUCAGUUGGAGCUGGAUGAUCGUACAUUGCUUAUCCGCUUGGACGAGAACCGCUUGAGCAAAGAUUUCAAGUUCAACGUCCGAGAAGACCACACUUUGGGGGUCCGAGGCGUGAAGAUCGUGGAGGCGCUGCUCCUCCGACUAAGGGAGCAGAUGGAAAGCGACAGUGAAGAUGAUGCCGGGCUAAACCGAGGAUGCUUCGAUGUUCUGGUGGGUGAGGAGACCUGUCAGGAUGGAGACAUCAACAUUCAAAACGACCCGACUUUGAAACACGACCUUCAAGACAAGAAGGACAGAAAGGAAAGCCUGCACGACUCUGAGGUUCAGAUUGUGAUGUUGACCAUUAAGUCACUGGCGGAGGCGGCCAUUGUGCAGGCCGUCACCAUCUUCCUGGUGCGAACGCUGACCGGAGAGACCUUCUCGGACUUCGUGAAUGCAAUGAAUAUUACCAUCCAGGAGAGGCAUAUUCUGGAUUGGAUUCAUCACUUGGCAAAGUUGGGUGAGGAGAAACUUGGAAAGGCCCUUCACACAGUCCGGCAGCUGGCCGCCGAGGCCCAGAAGACCCUCGCACGGCGCGCCCGCGACAGCGGGAGGGAGGGGAGCCAGGAGGGGCGGCAGCAGCGGUCUGCCGCAGCCUACUUUUGCGCCCGCACCUACCUCGACAUGUUCAGCGACGAGGAGAAAGGGGAGAAGUGGCUGAAGCGAACCAUAAGCUUGGAGGCAGACUUCCUGUAUGCGCGGGUGGCUUUGAUCCAGCUGCUCUUCCGCCAGCAGCGCCAUCUCGAAGCGUAUAACGAGGCGGUGGCGAGCGAGUCCCUGGAUCCUCCGAAGUUGCGACUCUUCAUG